AUGAGCGUCGCGGCCCUUACUCUCCGCCAACGCGGUUGGAGACUCCUUACCACUAUUCUAGCUCCCCGCGCGUAUCAGCACAGAUCUACCUCAUGGGUCGCAUGGGAGCAGCCCAACCCUGCUCUCUACACGCCACCCCAUGCGGCCCCAAGCAGUGCGAGCCGGCAAGCAACCAGCAACUCCCAGGGCACACGCAAUGUUAGAGAGGCCGGCACCAUACCAGAAACCGCUACGAUCGUGACGCGCAGCCAGGAAAUAUCCACAUCAGGGAAAAUACCCCCUCCGUCCAUCCAAGCAAACGCCAGCCGUAUCCCCUAUUCCCACACGCGCUCUAUCCAGACUCGAUCCGACAACACGCCGCUGCUCCCCACUACCCUCCUACGAAUCCCCGGCGUUGCCGCGACCUGGCCGGGCGAGGCGCCCAAACAUCCGGACCAGCCGAGAGUUCGGAAGCAUGCUAGGUAG
Daldinia decipiens is the source of this 465-nucleotide messenger RNA. RefSeq lists its product as uncharacterized. NCBI's taxonomy places the organism in Eukaryota, Fungi, Ascomycota, Sordariomycetes, Xylariales, Hypoxylaceae. The record is from RefSeq and is a predicted model, not a curated record. The transcript has 2 exons. Bases 1 to 465 code for a protein of 154 amino acids.